ACCAUAAAUAGCUAGCUAGCCAGUUGUUUUGAGAGAAGAAGAAAAGGGCUACAAGCGGAAGAAACACCGUAUUUGGUUUCGGAUAGCAUUCGGUUUAUGAUCCUGGGUUUCUUUUUUUUUUAUUUUAAACACAUUUUGAAUAAUGUCGACCCCGGCGAGGAGACGGCUUAUGAGAGAUUUUAAAAGACUUCAAGAAGAUCCUCCCACCGGUGUGAGCGGAGCACCAUCAGAGAACAACAUCAUGCUUUGGAACGCUGUUAUUUUUGGGCCUGUGGGAACACCAUUUGAAGAUGGAACAUUUAAGCUUCUGAUAGAGUUUUCGGAGGAGUACCCAAACAAGCCUCCCACAGUUCGGUUUGUGUCCAGAAUGUUUCACCCAAAUGUUUACGCAGAUGGCAGUAUAUGUUUAGACAUCCUUCAGAAUCGCUGGAGUCCCACAUAUGAUGUGUCGUCCAUACUAACCUCCAUCCAGUCGUUGCUGGACGAACCAAACCCCAACAGUCCGGCCAACAGCCAGGCCGCACAGCUCUAUCAGGAAAACAAGCGGGAGUACGAGAAGAGGGUGACGGCCAUCGUGGAGCAGAGCUGGGUGGACGUCUGAGCUUCUCUCACUCUUUGCCCCUUCCUCUCCAUCACCCCUCUCUUCAUUAUCCCAGUACUCCAGUCUCUCAUUUUUUACCUCAUCAAAAAAAAGGAAAAAAAACAGCAACUAUCAGAAGAACUCAAGUGCCACCCUGAAAAAAGGAAGAAUUCAAAAAACAUCCAGAGAACAACCAAACCAGAAUGGACAUUAACUUGCUUGCCAAUACAUUUGAGGAAAAUGAGGGAGGGAAAUCAAUCUUGUAUUUGUGUUUCUUGUCCUUAAUUUUACUUUUUUUUUAUUGCAUGAUGUGAAAUAAGUUAUUGCUAACAGAAUUGUAAUAUAUCUUUGUCAUUUGGUUGGAUUUGGUUUGACUGUUUUGAGUUUUACUAUUUUUUUUUUUCCUUUUGCAAUUUCUUUUAUUCUGUUCUUUCUUUUUUUUUGUUUGUUUUUUUUUGUUUUGUUUUGUUAUGUCUGCUGGUGUGCGCAACUUGACUGUUUGGAAAGGAGAGGUCGAUGACCAAAUCAGCAUAUUUUUGAAAGUCACGUAAGAGCCCAGGAAAUGCCUUUUCAGAGUCGGAAUCGUGGUUAUUCUCCAAGUUAGUCACAGACGCAGCUGAUGCAAGAACAAUACCUGAUCUUUUCCAGCAUAUCUCCUGUUAUUUUAAGACACUGUAGGUUCGGGCUCACAGACGUCACGGGCUGCAACCGCGCCAAGUCUCCCUUGCGCUGAUGAAUCAUGACUCCCCGGCUCGCCAGCUCUCAGUUUUUAUUUUAAUCACUUCUUCUCCAAGGUAGAAGAUGAUAGAUGUUAGAGAGGGAGUGUUACAAGAGAGUAAAUAUUAACACUAGGAUGAGACAGGAUAGGUUCGGAUCCCGAAGUGGAGCGGAGGUCGGGGUCAGCUGAAAAGGCUGAACCAAGGAAAUUCUGUAUUCAUUUUCAUUUUCCUUAAGUCAGCUAAUCAAGUCAGUCUUGCUGUCAUUCUGAAGAGUUUUUAUAAUAUAUGGAGAACAUAUAAGCCUGUGAAAUAAGGAAUUCAGCAGUUCUUGUACUUAUGAUUACAGUUCAUUCAUUGCUAACAGGGCUUGAAUGACUGAGAUCUCAAGUAGAAAUCUGUGAAGCUGACUAGAAUCAGCAUGAAGUUGCUAAAAGUACUGAACAUGUUGGGUGUACUUCUACAUCGUGUUCUCGUCUCUUCUAUUCUGCUCAUUUUCUAUAAUGCACCUUUUAGUUAUCAUUGUUCAUAUUUUAAGAAAAUUGAAGGUAAAAGUAGGACUAAAAACUGGAGUUUGAACUGUUCUCCACUCCCUCUUCUGACAGCUCAUCUCAUGCUCGCGCCCACAUGGUUUUCUAAUUUCACCCGCCACACAGAGUAAAUUACUUUCGAAAGCUUUGUUGCCGGUGAUGCGUGUCCCCCUGAAUGAAGUGUCAGUGCAUUUGAUCCUUCUCUUAAAGUGACACAGCUGACAUAUAAAUUAACAAACAAGCAGAGGAUAAAAGCAGUGCUGUCCAGUUGUGUAUACUUCCUUUGCUCUAUAUGAGCUAAUUAGAGGACUGACAGAGCAAACUGCUGCAGAGACAACCGCACUCGCAUGCAGUUAAAACCCAGUUUCAACAGCGUGACAUCAGCUGUUUUCCCCAAGUUGUUUUCAUGCCUGCAUUUGUCUCCUGUUUUAUUUGUAUGUGACACCCAAUUAAAAGACCACUUAAGUAUAAAUUCACGACUGAACCCUGUCCAACUCCAGCUAAAUAAUCCAUGGAAGAGAGUCAUCACAAAACAGAGUUCCUCUUUUCUGAGACAGUAAAGGUCAUAUUGUGGUUAGUGACUUAUUUCACCUAAUAAGCAGAAGGGAUAUGAUAUAAAAAAUUUUGUGAAUUAAACAAAAAAUGUAUACUUACUUACUUAUAACAAUAUGCUGUAUAAACAUAAUAAAACACAUUUUUCAGACUUUGA
Lates calcarifer (barramundi perch) is the source of this 2535-nucleotide messenger RNA. RefSeq names its product ubiquitin-conjugating enzyme E2B (RAD6 homolog) (gene ube2b). Gene Ontology annotation, molecular function: ubiquitin conjugating enzyme activity. The record is from RefSeq and is a predicted model, not a curated record. The transcript has 6 exons. Gene Ontology annotation, cellular component: HULC complex. NCBI's taxonomy places the organism in Eukaryota, Metazoa, Chordata, Actinopteri, Centropomidae. Gene Ontology annotation, biological process: proteasome-mediated ubiquitin-dependent protein catabolic process; protein polyubiquitination; DNA repair. The coding region runs from base 143 to 601 and encodes 152 amino acids.